Messenger RNA from Syzygium oleosum, 1614 nucleotides. RefSeq names its product jacalin-related lectin 3-like. Bases 632 to 1411 code for a protein of 259 amino acids. The record is from RefSeq and is a predicted model, not a curated record. Gene Ontology annotation, molecular function: carbohydrate binding. The transcript is spliced from 5 exons. Lineage: Eukaryota; Viridiplantae; Streptophyta; Magnoliopsida; Myrtales; Myrtaceae.
AUUAGAAAGGGAAGUUUUUCAAAUUUCCACCAGUUGAUGGAAAGAUCAUUGGUUUUCAUGGAAGGUGUGGCUUUUAUCUGGAUUCCAUUGGAGCUUGUUUUGGACCUGUCUCUCAUCCAUAUCCCUUCGAAGUCGUAGGGCCGUUUGGAAAUGGGGAAAACUGGUGGGAUGAUGGCAAGCAUAUAGAUGUGAGACAAAUUGUUGUAGUCUCUGGAUCUGCAAUUGAAUCUAUUAAUAUUACCUAUGAGGAGGGUCGUUCUUUUGGACACGGUGCAAGUGAUGGUGGCAAAAUAAAUACGAUAAAUCUGGACUGGUUGCCCAAAUAUCUAACUUCUGUUUCGGGAUAUAUUGCAAAUAAUUUGGGUUCUACUAUCAUCCAUUCACUCACAUUUCAAAGUAAUAAAAGAACACAUGGACCAUUCGGCACUGAAAUCGGAAGGAAGUUUUCAUUUCCAGCAACUGGUGGAAAGAUCAUUGGAUUUUAUAGGAGUUCUGGUUAAAAUCUUGAAUCUCUUGGAGCAUAUUUCGAACCAAUCUCUUAUCUAUAUCCGAUCAAGUGUAGCAGACCAUUCGGGGGCCAAGGUGGACACCCUUGGGACGAUGGAAAAUUUAAUGGUGUAAAAAAAUUAAGAUGAUGUUGGAACACGUUGUCACCUGCAUCUCCUUUCAGUAUGACGAUAAUGGCGAAUCAAUUUGGUCCUCUACACAUGGCCACUGUGGCAACGGAGAUAUCCAUAUGGUUAACUUGGACUACCCUCGUGAGUUCUUGACCUCAGUGUCGGGUUAUAUCGGACAUGAUUCUCCAGUUAUCCAAUCGCUCACGUUCGAAAGCAAUAUAAGAAGGCAUGGACCCAUUGGUAAGGAAGAAGGAAGGUUCUUUAGCUGUGCAUUGUCAUGCUGCAAGAUAAUCGACUUUCACGGUAGGUCUGGUGUCCAGCUUGAUGCGCUGGGAGUCUACUCCGAACCAAUUUCUGAUCUUCGUUUUUUGAAAUCCAUUGGGCCAUAUGGAGGUCAAGGUGGCAGUCCUUGGGAUGAUGGAGAUAACACAGGUGUGAGAGUAAUAGUUGUAAAAGGUGGAUCAGCUAUUGAUUCGAUUACUGUUGAGUAUGACAAGAAUGGUUCUGUGGUUCAGGGCCCUAAACAUGGUGGAGAUGGAGGACAUCUAACACUCGAGAUUAAACUCGAUUAUCCUCCAGAGUACUUGACUUCAUUUUCGGGUUACUUUGGAGAUUUUUCCGGGUAUUCUAUCGUUCAAUCCCUCACAUUUCAGAGCAAUGAAAGAACUUAUGGGCCAUUUGGUGUUGAAGACGGGAAGUACUUUUCUUUUUCAUCAACCGGUAAAAAGAUUGUCAAGUUUCAUGGGAGGUCUGGACGCUUCCUUGAUUCACUUGGAGCACAUUUUGAGCCUUGACAUGCUUUGUGAGGGCCAUGCAGUCAAUGUUUGAGUUUACAUGUAAAUGUGUAUCAUCACGGACAUUCUCAAAGGUCUAGAGGUAUUUAUAGGUCGGCUUGAUGUAUCCUCCGAGAAUAAAGUGUGUUAUAGCAUUUUUAUGGGGAAUCAUAUCUUCACCAACUAGUCUCACCAUCACCAUUACGCUAUAUUUCAUGUUCUAA